This is a messenger RNA of Penicillium mononematosum, 3651 nucleotides long. Its product is annotated as MFS multidrug transporter. Gene Ontology annotation, molecular function: DNA-binding transcription factor activity, RNA polymerase II-specific; transmembrane transporter activity; zinc ion binding. Lineage: Eukaryota; Fungi; Ascomycota; Eurotiomycetes; Eurotiales; Aspergillaceae. Gene Ontology annotation, biological process: regulation of DNA-templated transcription; transmembrane transport. The coding region runs from base 1 to 3651 and encodes 1216 amino acids. The transcript has 14 exons. The record is from RefSeq and is a predicted model, not a curated record.
AUGAGCGAAAGAGGGUCGGAAAUCGUCUACCGAGCGGAAAAUGUACCGGUUCGCUUCUUUAAAGCAUGCCGAUGGUGCAGAAGGCAAAAGAUGCGAUGCGAUGCGCGUAGCCAAGUCCCUUGUUUCCGUUGUCGCUCGAGCGGCCGGGACUGCAUUCUGGAUCCGAUCGAAGAUGGCCGGCGACGGAAUGAUCGUCGGCGGAAAACAACAACCCCCGCAAGAAACCAAAACACUGCUUCACCGCUGGACCCUAGGACCGGAUAUCACACUCCGGCAUCAAGAGAUCAGGGGUUCUCACCUGCCACUGUGCAAGAUGGUGGAUUUGACACUCCGAUUGAUUCUUUACCUGAUUCGACUGGAUUAAGCAGUCUCCAGCGAUCUUAUACGUCUGAUGCGAAUGGACCGGAAUCUCAGCAGCUCAGCCCUAAUGAAAUGAUCGCGCCUGCAUCAGCGGUACACUCUAUGUCUGUGAAUUUGCUAGACACUAAUGAUAUCUUCAUGGAAAAUUCAGCCAAGGGUGACUCUAGAGGAGAUAUUGUCGCUAGAGGAAUCGUCAGUGAGGAGCUUGCUCGUGUCAUGUAUGAGAGAUUUACGGGCGGAUCGAAAAACUUUCUCCCUCUUUUUGAUCCGAUCAGAGACACAUUCGACUCUGUCCGUUCAAGAUCCUUGUUUUGUUUUACCGUAAUUAUCUAUCUAGCUAGUCGCGCGGUGACAGAUCUGCGCGGAGACACGCAUAUGCAACGGGUUCUACAAGAUGAGGCACAGCGUUUAGCCGAAGACAGUUUCUUUGAGCGACCCACUAAACUGGAGACAGUCCAAGGAAUGAUUCUCCUAGCUGCCUACUCCGAAAAGACAUGGUUCUCUAUAGCCCUUAUUCUUCGCACCGCCUUGGAUUCUGGAUUGGAGAAAUCUUUGGACACUUUGUUGUCACAAGAGAAUGUACCCCGAAGUUCACUCUCGGCUUCCAUGGCUGAACGUGAACUAGUGUGGAAAACAAGAACCUGGUUAAUCACUUUCAUAUUGGAGUUGGAUGUCGCAUCUGGCACGGGACGCAAAUCACGCAUUGCCGAAGUCGACGUGGUAAAGCUGCGCAAAUUCCUUGACUAUCCACUCUCCCUGCCCUUUGAUAUGCGUACUGUGUGUAUUAUUGAGCUUCAUCAACUUCGAGGUAAUUCUCGUGUGAUUAUUGACAACACCUCAACUAUUGGCGAUAUUGUGUCUACAGAACUACCGGCCAUAAUGACAAGAUUGCAAACCUGGUGGACGACGUGGGAUGAGAUCCAUGAAAGGGCGUUUCAACGCAGCAGCCUCAAGCUUAUGCUUCACUACGCCAGGAUUUUUGUUUUCUGUGCUUCACUCGCACGAAUUCAGAAAUUAGAACCGACGUACACGGAUUCAAGCUCCGAAAUCCUCGACCAGGAUGUGAUGAAUCUGUGGCAGUCCCUUGUGACAACAAUCAUGGACCAAUUAGGCUUUUUGAUCAACGAGCCAGCCUAUCGCUGUCAAUUACCCUGGGCGCCAACGUAUCCGGCUCUCACCAUCGCUUUCGUCACAACAUUUGCUCUUCGGGUCGCCAGAUGGCGGCCGAAUUUGAUCAAUCAAAGUCUCCUACUUGAAAGAGCAGAAAGAAUCUGCGAUUUCCUCAAACAACCCCCAUAUCCCGAUAUCCACCGGACUGUCUCCAUCUUCGUGAACUAUGCACGCGCCUUGAUUGCGAGUCAGCGUCCGCAGAGCAAUCACAGUACAGAUGUACCCAUCCUGCCUCAAAGUGAGGGUCCACCAUUCGAGGGAACUGGUAACCCCAUGAUCAACGGCCCGCCUCCAUCAGGAGUGGGUCCCCUCGACGAUCUCCGCUACAGAACUGGCCCGGCUAUUCAGGGCGAUAAAGAUCCAAAUAUGGUCUCAAUGCCAAGCAGCGACCCAUCUGCGGUGGCCAGAGCGCCCGUAUCUCGGCUAUCCGGCACGAUGGAAGCACCCAACUGGACUGUAUCGAACUCCAUUGCAGAUUCUUUUGGUCUGUUUGAGGAGGGGCAGAACGAUAUCUUUGAUUUCUUGCCUAUGAUGCCAGCGAUGCCACAAAACGAAAUCCUUAACGGCUCAGAUAGCCGCCAUCCUUUCUUCAGUUCUGACAAGAGGUCUCUUGCUUCAACGGAGAAUAAUCAAAAUUCAAAUGGUGAAUACCAAAUAGUUGAACUGUCUCAAAAUGAACUACUUGUCGAGUUUCAGGAGGACUCACCCAAAAACCCACCAAACUGGGCCUUUAGCAAAAAAUUCUACAAUGCAGUUGUGGGGCUAUUUAUUGUCCUCAAUAGCGGCAUAUCUUCCGCACUUCCUAGCAAUGCAGUCCCCGCUAUCAUGCAGGACUUCCACGAGUCCGGAGACCAGCAAAAGGUCUUACCAACUGCCGUCUUUCUGAUUGGCUAUGUGAUUGGCCCCCUGCUGUUCAGUCCAUUGAGUGAAACAAUUGGACGGAAACCCGUUCUCCUCUGGUCUUUCACUGUUUUUGUCCUCGCUACACUUGGCUGCGCUCUGGCGCCAAAUUGGUCUUCUCUUCUUGUCUUUCGGACUAUUUGUGGUCUUGCAGGGGCUGCUCCUCAGACGGUUGUCGGUGGCAUUUAUGCGGACUUGUUCUUCGAUCUGCGAAGUCGUGGUCGUGCGAUGGCGAUGUAUAUGUCGGCCUGCAGUUUUGGUCCCAUUCUAGGCCCAAUUAUCUCUGGAUGCUCGGUCAAGUACGGUUGGAGAUGGACUUUUAGAAUCGACCUCAUUCUGACGGGCGUUACCUGGUUGGCUCUGCUCUUCACGUCUGAAACUUUUGGUCCGGCACUCUUGAAGCGACAAUCUGCCAAAUUGAGAAAGGAUUCGGGAUCCAAUCGAUACUUCUCUCGUCAGGAGCUCAACCUGGACUCGAGAUUCACUCCGAUGGAGAUUAUCACUCGUCCCAUCGCGAUGCUCUUCUUUGAGCCUAUCAUCACCUCAACAUCCAUCUAUAUUGCCCUCGCAUAUAGUCUGGUCUUCUUUUACUUCCAGGCUUAUCCCAUCAUCUUUGGAGGUGUCUAUAACUUCACCGUCGAGCAAACUUCCCUCACAUACAUCCCAAUUGGCGUCGGCGCUGCAUCUUCCGGCUUCGUCGCCCUCUACUACGACAUAAUCUACGAAAAAGCCAAAAAGCUCAACAAAGCCUGGACUUCCAGCCCAGAGUACCACCGACUCCCCAUGUGCUGCAUCGCCGGGCCAUGCCUAACAGUAAGCAUGUUCUGGCUCGCCUGGACAGCUAAGUCCACCGUCCACUGGGCAGCACCCGUGAUGUCAGGGUUCAUCUUCGGGUAUGGAUUCCAGACCAUCUUCAUCUCACUUCUUACCUACGUGACCGAUGCAUACAAGAUCUACUCUGCCAGCGCACUGGCCGCUUCCGUUAUUUUACGGAGCAUUGCUGGAGCGCUCUUCCCGCUGGCUGCUGAUCCGCUCUAUGAAUCUUUUGGGGUUUCUUGGGCUACUUCCCUCCUUGCGUUUGUUAGUUUUGCUUGCAUACCCAUUCCUUUUGCUUUGAUGCGCUGGGGGCCUUGGAUUCGGGAGAGAAGUCCCUUCUGUCAGAGGCUGAUUUUGGAGGAGAAACUCAGGGCUAGUGGGUUGAAUACACCUGCGCAUGUAUAA